AUGGAGGACAAGAGCCUGCUGGCAGGAGACCGCCCCGCCCUGAAGAGGACGCUGAGCACGAUCGAGCGCCAGACCUUGGAGAAAGGCCUUCAGAUCGUGAGUGCGACGGCCACCCGUCUUCAGGGCAAGGGACUAAGCACGACGAAUUUUUUCUUGGGAGUGUCCAACUGUCUCUUUGUUGCGUGGAGCUUCGGGUGUAUCCCUCAGCACUUCUGGAUCGUGUACAUCCUCGAGGCCUGCGUGCUGUUCCCAGUUCGCUUUUGCCAUCAGGCCAGCGCGAAGCCAAGCGAGGUCGCUUAUUGGCUGGACUUCUGUUGGGUUGCCAACUUUACGUCCAUCGCGGGAAUAGUGGCGCUAUUCUUGGACCACUUCCAAGUGAUCGCCUUGCCAGGAACCCAUUUCCGAAAGUACAUGUUUGCGGCCGCCUGGGGGGUCGGAUGCGGUCCGCUCUUGCUCGCCAGCGCUCUCCUGGGGAAUGCACUGAUCUUUCACGACGCGGACAAUGUGGCCUCUGUCUUGAUCCAUCUUUUCCCUUCGCUGGUUCUGCACACCAUGCGCUUCCACGGCGACGUGGUGCACAAGGCAUGGCCCUCAUUCCAUCUCAACUAUCUUGGAUUUCGACGAUAUCACCGGAUCUGA
Messenger RNA from Prorocentrum cordatum, 639 nucleotides. The record is from the annotation of a GenBank genome assembly. NCBI's taxonomy places the organism in Eukaryota, Dinophyceae, Prorocentrales, Prorocentraceae.